Messenger RNA from Vidua macroura (Pin-tailed whydah), 2289 nucleotides. It is a transcript of the gene TERB1, whose product is annotated as telomere repeat binding bouquet formation protein 1. Gene Ontology annotation, biological process: homologous chromosome pairing at meiosis; meiotic attachment of telomere to nuclear envelope. Lineage: Eukaryota; Metazoa; Chordata; Aves; Passeriformes; Viduidae. The record is from RefSeq and is a predicted model, not a curated record. The transcript is spliced from 13 exons. The coding region runs from base 344 to 1726 and encodes 460 amino acids.
GCCUGCCCCUCUGUGCUGGGCACUGCUGAGACCACACCUCGAGUGCUGUGCCCAGCUCUGGGCCCCUCGUGAAAAAGGGCACUGAGGGGCUGAGUGUGUCCAGAGAAGGGCAGCGAGGCUCACGAAGGGUCUAGAAAACAUGCCCCAUGAGGAGUAGCUGAGGGAGCUGGCUUUGUUCCGUCUGGAGAAGAGGGAGGGAGGGACCUCACCGCUCCCUCCAACUCCCUGACAGGAGCGUGCAGUGAGGUGGGGCCGCUCUCUUCUGCUAGGCCUGCAGUGAGAACCAGAGGAAGUGGCCUCACGUUGAGAGGAAAUUCAGAACAAGAACAGAGAUAAAACAAAAAUGAACACUCAAGAGGUGCAGGUAAAUCAGUGUGACUUGAAAACAGAUCUAAACUUACUACUUGAAUGCCUUAAAUAUCAGAUGGACUGCCCUCUGUCUCAGAAGGAGGCUUUGAUCACUAUCUAUUCCAUUUGCCAACAAAACAGUGAAGCGAGCGAAUACUUUCGAGAAAUUGGUGGUUUGAUGUUUAUAAAUGACCUUGCCAAGUCGAGUGCUCAUGGCAUCGUAAAGGAAGCAGCUUUAUUUACAUUGGGGAUUAUUAUAGAGAGUAAUGUGUAUUGUCAGCAGACUUUGUGUACUUCUGCAUUGUUUGAAGACCUCAUUUUAUUUUUAAUUAAAAAGGAUUCUGGUGUGAACUUGAAAAGAAUGUCUGUUUAUGUCAUCUUAGUACUGGUUUCAAAUAAUAAAAACGGGCAAACCUGUGUCAGAGAUACAGGCUGCAUCAGCCUGCUGCUGCAGUUAUUCAGAACAACUCUCUCCACCUCUGAGAAGAACGUGUCAGAUGAAAACACUGAUCCCUGCUAUCAGCUCUGGUCCUCAGUGUGCAGCACUCUCUGUGCCUGUGUCAACAACCCCCAGAACGAAGAUAAUCAAAACAUUUGCUGUUCGGUUUUUCCCUAUGCCAAGGAGUGGCUCGAGAGUUGCACAGAGCCUGAGAUAGUUCGUCCCAUUUGCUCAUUUCUUGGUCUCACAGUUGCAAAUAACUCAUAUGUGCAGAAAUAUUUUGCUUCUAUCGGAGGCUUGGAUACAUUAGCCAAAGUUCUCCUUGAGCUUAUGCAUGAUUCCUGUUUGAGUCACUCCAGCGUGAAACUUGCAGUGGUAGUAACAAAGACUCUGGAUGCCUGCAUUGCUAAUAACUCUGCCAUGGGUGUUGUCUUGGCAAAGUAUCACACUGUGUCAGAGCUGCUGAAGCUGCUGUCCAACGAGACACUGAGCACAGGAGAAAAAGUCAGUAUUAUUCUAACAAUUGGACACUGUACUGAAGUUUGUGAAGAAAACCAGUGUGAGCUGCUUCAGAACAAUGGUCUGCCACUUAUGAUUCAGGUAUUGACAGAAUCUCAGGACGAGGAACUCAUCAAAGCUGCUACUUUUGUGCUGCAGAACUGCAAACAAAUGACUGAACAGUUGUCUCUGAAAUUAUAUGGUAACUCAUUAAAUGUGAACAAUGCAGAAGAAUUGGACGUACAAGUGAGAAAAAGAUGUCUGCAAGACUACUGGAAGAAAGCAAAAGAAAUUUUACACAGAAUUAACUCAAUUGAAAAACAGCACGAUGAGGACAUUAUUGAGACUGGUAGAACAAUGAAAGCUCUGCUUUCAAAAAUGAAAGACAAGAAACCAAGGAUGGUAAAAGUCGUAAGGUACAAGGAUAUAGCCACUAACUAACAUAUUCAACUCAUUUGAGUGAAUAGUCAAUGUAUGCUGACAGGUGCUUGUUUGGCUUGAAUUUGGGAGGGGAGGAAGCAAAUGCAGGAGGUAAUCCUUACCCAGCUGCUGAAAAAUUAAGUGUUUCUUAAACUGGGAAAUUUACCCGUGCACUACCAUCUUCACUGCUCAAAUUCAUAAAAACAAGGUUUUAUGGCUCUUCCCAUGUAGUCCAUAAAGUCUGAUGGAUUCCCUAUUUCUUACUUUAUGUUUGAAGGAAAUUCAUCUCUUUCUGUAGGUUUUCUAACACCACCUCAGUUGCCUCAAUACUAGAAUGACAACACUCAGAAAAUUACUUAAUAUCCUCAACUGUAGAAGUUUCCAGAAUCUAAGAGUCUGUCAGCACUGGGAAGGUGACUUCAGGUAGCAUUCUCGAUCUGCUUUUAGUAGAUCUCUAAAAGGAAAUUUUGUGGAAUAUCCCUUGUGUCUCUUAAGUAACCGCAAUGCUUUAUGAAAACAGUUGCUUUAAGCAUCAGUUAUUCAGACAGUCCUUCUAGUGACUGUCCAGGAGGUUCUCAAUUUCU